Colletotrichum lupini is the source of this 507-nucleotide messenger RNA. RefSeq lists its product as uncharacterized. The record is from RefSeq and is a predicted model, not a curated record. NCBI's taxonomy places the organism in Eukaryota, Fungi, Ascomycota, Sordariomycetes, Glomerellales, Glomerellaceae. The transcript has 6 exons. Bases 1 to 507 code for a protein of 168 amino acids.
AUGAGCUCCUCUCGGGCUAAUUCCCUCGCCCGCUUCAUGGAUGCCUCAAUCUACUGCCGCAUGUGUUACAGGGUAUAUAAAGCGACUUGCGUUUCCCACGUUCAGUCCUUCUUUCUUCCCGACGACCUGGAGGCAGCUCGCCGCAAGGGGCCACGACACGCCUACCGUCUGAAGUCCUUGAGACAUUUGCAACGCGUCAUAGGCGUCCUUGUAGCCCGUCUUGACCCAGAGGUCCAGCCUGAAUGUCAAACUCACUUCUUUGCUCCUGCAAGAACGAUAGACGUAGUGAUUACCAAUGGAAGAAAAGGCUUACAUCUCAUUUCUCGCAAAAGAACGCAGACUGCGAAGAACAUCACAGAUAACGGGGGGCCCGCACACACCCCCGCCGCACUGGCUCCUUCGAGUUGGGUCGGGGACAGAAGACGCAAGUAUAUUAACAUCCUCACAUACCCGGACCAAGGAUCACACUCAGCGGCGUCAAUCAAACUACAUGAGUCGACAAAAUAG